UCCGUCUUCUCGCUUCGGCAGGGAGGAUUUUGAAAAAGAGCGACGAAGAGACGGGACGGGGUCGGGGAUCCAUCUAGUCCCGAGACGGCCCCAAAAUCUAGCAAAGCCGCCGCGCCGGCGCGUUAGCCCGGCAACUGAUCCCCACCGCACGUCCGCUUCUACAAUCCGCACGCGAAGCGUCCCCUCAAGAUGCCGCGCCUGACGCCGGUGGACGCGACCCUCAUCCUGGACCACGUCCUGGGCGACCCCUCCGUCCCAACCGCCGCCGCCCACAAGUUCCUCGACGCGCUCCCCUUCCCAUCAGACGCGACCCCGCGCCUCCGCCGCGCAAUCCUCCUCCGCCGCCUCGCCGCCGACCCGGUCUCCGCGUCCUCCCUCGACACGCUCCAGCUCCUGGCCUCGCUCCCCGCCUCCACCUCCCCAAUCGCCGCCGCCCACGUCGCCGUCGCGGCCUUCCUCGCGUCCUCCGCGCCCGACUUCGACGCCGCCGCCAGGGCGCUCUUCGCGCGCCCCAGCGGCCGCGCGCGCCGCGCGGUCCACGAGGGAGGGCCCCCCGCGCUCGCCUCUGAUGACGCCAUCGCCACAGUGGACCAGUUCGAGGCCGCCGUCGGGAACUCGUUCUCUCGGUCCAUCCUCAGUAGCCUGUGGGGCAACCGGGCCGCCGCGGAGGAGCGGGUCAGGGAGCUCCUCGCCGACGAGUGGACCGCGAUUGGGCCGUCGCUGCUCGAGGCCGCGGCCGUGCGGAUCGUCGGGGAUGGAGCCCUCGAGACAUGGGGUGCCGCGGAUCAGGCCACCCGUGCGAAGCUCCGCAUCUUGGCUGGAGAAGAAAAAACACAUGAGAUUCUGGGCAAACUUGAAGAACCUACCUCCAGUGCAAAUCUAAUUUCAACACCAGCUGUUGAGAAGGUUUUUUUCGAGCUUAAAACAAGCUGUACUGACCUUCACAGUGUUGUGGGGGAUCUGCUUCCAGCUGCAAAGGCAGUUGUAGAUGAUAUAUUGGCUGCAAGGAUGGAGAAAGGCGUUAGUUUGAAAGCUGAAGAAGUAAGAGGUCAACGAACAACUUGUGGCACUGCAGGCCCAUGUGCUCUUAACGAUAAAGACAGGGGUUCAAGUAUAGGUAAACCUCGCAGCCUUAUGAAUUGGAACCCAACAGCACAGACCUUUCAGUGGGAGGAGUCAGGUCCUGAGUGUUCAGAAUCAUCGUUACGUAGACCGCCCUUGCCGAUAGUACCAGUUUCUCCUUUGGCACCACGAGUAAAGAAGAAUGGGCGUAGGAAGGCAAGGAGGUGGUGCUUGUUAGAAGAAGAAACACUAAGAAAGGGUGUUGAACAGUAUGGUAGGGGCAAUUGGAAGGAAAUUUUAGAUAACAAUCCUGAUGUUUUUAUCGGCAGAACACCGGUGGACUUGAAGGAUAAGUGGAGGAAUAUGAUUAUCCGAUAAUGUAAUGGAGAAAUAUGUAGGUGUCAAGUUACUAGAACCCUGACCAGCGUUGGAAACGAGCCAGCUCGGCUCGCCCAUUGCACGAGCUCAAGAAUGAGGCUCGGCUCGGCUCGAAGCUGGCUCGUGAGCUGGCGAGCGCUCACGAGCCGCACCGUAAUAAAUAUUAUUGCAUUAUAACAUAAUUAAAAAUAUAUAAAUGUGGAAUAUACAAUUAUCAUUCAAUAUUAUGAGUAAUCUAAUUUAUGAAAUGUCAUAAAUUUAUCGUCAAAAGCUAAUAAACGACCCUAUUAUCCAUAGAUUUAUUUAAUAUCCAUUGCUAUUUUGUAGAUUAAUUAAUUUGGCAUAGUUCGUGUGUAGGCUCGUCUUGCUCCUUUCGAGCCGAGCCGUUCUGAGCUUGAGCUUUUUUUCAAGCCCUACCUUUGACGCUUUGGAUAGGACAAAUUUAAUGCUAGACUAGGGUUGGGAAAAAAGCUCGAGCUCGACGAGUCGGCUCGGGCUCACGACGGCUCGACUUAUCGACUCCGUGCUUAGAACGAGCUUGAGCCGAGCCUCUUUUCUAGCUUUAGAAAAGAGCGAACCGGCUUGGCUCGCUGCGGCUCGCGAGUUAGAUCAUGGCUUGAUCCAACAAUAUUUUGUUACAUAAAAUUCUAAUUAGCAUAUAUUGUCGAUACUAAAUAGAUGAUUAGAUUAAGUUUUUGAGUUUAUGGUACAAAAUUAGUCUAUUUUCUAUAUUAUAUUAGUAAUAUGUUUAUUUUACUAAUCUAAAAUGUUACUCAAAUUAUUUUUGAGAUUUUAUAUUAUAUUUUAGAGAGAUAUUUCACGUUUAUGGUCAGAUGAGCCGACAACGAGCCGAGCUGAGUCAACUUUUAACGCUCGCGAGAGGAGCGAGUCGAGCUCGGCUCGUCUGUUACUUGAUCGAGCUGCAGCGAAAUGGAGAAGAGGUGUUUCCAAUUUGUUGCUGCAAAGUUCGGUCUCUAAUGAUUUGGAUAACUGUCCGUUGG
Zea mays is the source of this 2441-nucleotide messenger RNA. RefSeq lists its product as uncharacterized. The transcript has 5 exons. The record is from RefSeq and is a predicted model, not a curated record. Bases 190 to 1440 code for a protein of 416 amino acids. Lineage: Eukaryota; Viridiplantae; Streptophyta; Magnoliopsida; Poales; Poaceae.